UCAAUCCACUGGGGCAGUUCCCCCUUGAAUCUUUCCACGUGUACCACAUCUCCUACACAUGCCACAUCCCUCUCUCUCUCUCUCUGUCUUUUACUUUCUGUGAUAUCACAGCUUUUUAAUUCAAAGCUGAUGAUCUCUCUUAUCACUAAUCGAGGACAACAGGCACCUUCAUCCAACCAAAGUUCUGUCUCUCUCAAAACUUUCUUCUUUCAUAAUAGAAGCAAACCUCAACCAAAUCUCUCGCUACCCAUUGCAUUCUUCCUUGCAUCUUUCUUAUACUCAAAAACAGCGAAGUCCCUUACAUACAACUGUACUGUCCCGGACACAGAGAGAGAAGGAGGAGUAGAAACAAGAAGCAGUACAAAUUAAUUUUGUUAAAGAACGGAAGAUGGAAAAUGGCGGGAACAAAGGUCAAGAGAAUGAUCAUGCAAAUCUUCCUUGGGAAAUAUGGGAGCUUAAUACUUCAAGAUUUGACUUGGUUAAUAGUAGUAAUAACACUGCUGCUGCUGCUGCCGACACAUUCUUCACCACCACCGCCACUAGUGUGGUGGAGAGCGGCAGCUCCUGCACCCAUCCAGAAGGCACUUCUGCACAUGGGUUCUUGUUUCCUUACCAAAACAGUUGGCUUUACCACCACAGCAACAAUAACAGUUAUCAGCAACUCUCUCUUUAUGGCGGGGAUGGGUCCAACUUGCCCCCAGACCCGCACCUAAUGUGCUUGAAGCUAGGCAAGCGACACUACUUUGAAAACAGUACUAGUAAUAACAAUCACAGCAACCACCCAGUGAGUGACCGACACGAGGUUGGUGGGUUCUCUAUAGGCAAAAGAGGCAAACCCUACUACAGCGUCGGUGGUGGUGGUGGUGCUCACGACGGACCCUCCUCUUCCACGUCAGUGAAUGUGCCGAGGUGUCAGGUGGAGGGGUGCCAUGUGGCGUUGUUGAAUGCUAAAGAUUAUCACAGGAGGCAUAAAGUUUGUGAGAUGCACUCCAAGGCUCCUAAAGUAAUUGUUCUAGGUUUGGAGCAGCGGUUCUGUCAGCAGUGUAGCAGGUUUCAUGUAGUGUCAGAGUUUGAUGAUGCAAAGAGGAGUUGUAGGAGGAGAUUGGCAGGGCACAAUGAAAGAAGAAGAAAGAGCUCUCAGGAUCCUGUUUCAAGGAAUUCCUCUCAAGAAAAAUUGAUGGCUGGGAGAUUUCCAUACAUAGCGUCGCCGACAGGAUGUGCUCUCUCUCUUCUGUCAUCCAAAGCUGAUUCCUGGGUUUCUCCUUCUGAUCUCUCCUCAAGAUCAAGUGCCGCACUACGUGAAUUGAUUGCAGAACACCGCACAGCCAUCCUAUCUAGACAGCUUGUUCUUGAAAAACACUUGCACCACCAUGCCAUGGAAGACCUUGGUGAGUCCCAACCUAGCUCCAAUUUUCUUAUAACCCAUCAGCAACAAGUGCUGUCCGAGCCACACAAUUGGGGCCGGUUAAACGACACCAGCACGCAUGUGACUUUGGACCUCAUGCAGGCUCCAAGUUCAGCAUUCGGAUUCUUGUCUCCCAGAGGGAAAAAUAAAGAAGAGGAAGAAGAGUGUUCUGAGUUAUGGAGCACCAUGGAAGGAGCCCAUGUAGUUUAAAAUUAAUCUACAACACCUACUUUAUUCUUUUGCAUUUGGUGUUAAUUGUUUGGUCAGUGAGGCUUUUGGAUCGUUCAACUUGCUGUAUAAUUCUUUCUUGUUUGAUUUGAAACUUUUUUUUUAUUCGGUCUCUAAUUUUUACCAUAAUUAAUUUUCAUAGUUCAAUUCAAUUGUGUACAGUGACUGGAAUAAUCAAUGCACUUGGAGCAAUUUGCCAAUUGAA
Messenger RNA from Populus trichocarpa (black cottonwood), 1838 nucleotides. Its product is annotated as squamosa promoter-binding-like protein 7. The transcript is spliced from 3 exons. The coding region runs from base 389 to 1615 and encodes 408 amino acids. Lineage: Eukaryota; Viridiplantae; Streptophyta; Magnoliopsida; Malpighiales; Salicaceae. Gene Ontology annotation, cellular component: nucleus. The record is from RefSeq and is a predicted model, not a curated record. Gene Ontology annotation, molecular function: DNA binding.